AUGGCAAAAAAGAAAGGAAAUAAACGUGCGGACGCUCAGAAAAGUGCCCGCGACAUACAGACACCUAUUUCCGAUCAUGAAAGGUCCGAUGAUUCCGAUACCGACAAAGCCAAAUCGAACAACACAAAUGAAACAGAUAGCAGCCAGACCACUUCUUUGAUUAACACAACUCGAUCGGGAUCCCAAGAUGCGGAGGCGAGCAAAGACAAGGAGCCAGAACCCGAAACAAAGAAAAACGAAAAGAGUAAAGAAACUGUCCGGAAGGCGAGGUUCGAUAGAAGCCCGACUCGAGAGGGCGAUUUCGCUUCAAAUGCAGGUGACCACGAGUCUAACGAUGACGAAGAUUCGGAUUUAGAUAAUGCCUCUGAUCAAGGUGCCCCGGAAGAACAUCAGAUAGAUCCACUCAGUGGAUGGGUGGAAGAUAUCAUUCAGAAAGAGACAUCGAUCCAGUCAACAACGAUGGUUGAGGAAUUUUUUACGUCCGAACGCCCUCGCUACGAAGAAUGUCAGCAGUUUUUCCAGCAGCUCAACCAGAAGAUUCGAGGUGCUAAUGAGCAGAAUAAUGUGAAUGAUAUUGAUAUCGGCACCAUACCAGAGUUGGGUUAUAAUGGCUUAUGCGAGGCUUGGCAGCAGAAAGCAAGCAUUGCCGUGGAGAAUGAAUCAGUUCAGGAUUUCUGGAACGCUUUCAACAAUACCCACAAACUUCUGAAGAUCUUCAACGAAAGACACUUCCUUCCUCAGGCCUGGAAUAUCAGCCAGGAUUGGGCACAGGAAUGGGUUGGAGCUCCAAAUCCAACUCCGGUUGAAGACCCUAGCUCGGCUUCUACAAUCGCGAAUGGUCAGUCUUCUUCGACUUCGCAGAAGAGAUCUGAUGGAGAAUUGAGCGACGCCUCCGACUAUAACACUCAAACGAAUGCGAAGUCUGGGCUCGAUGCCUUAGAGGCAAGAACUAUAAAACAGCAACGCCAAUUGAGAUCGGCAGAAGUUCUGUUCUGGUGGCCUAAAGGCACUGGCUCUCAAACGUUUGUGCGCUACGGAGGCAAAACCCCAAUUUAUCGUAUUCGAGCCGGCUCGCACGAGAUUUACAACAAAAAGCAGACUCAACGCGUUCUUACAACACAAACUCGGGGAACUGCUAAAGUCUCAGAAACUAAAGAUGGACUUCCCGAGGAGCGCUGGGCAUACACACGAGACGAUGUGGAGGAUAUAAUUGGCAUCGGCUGGAAGAUUGAAGAUGAUGACGAAGAGGGCUUUGAUCCUAUUGAUCUUCUUCGGCCUGCUAAGGGCGCAAUUUAUCCGCAUACUCGAGCUCUAGUAACGUGGAAAGAUGGUAUUGCUUCGCUGGAAGGUCGGGCAUUCAUUCGUCGUAUCACAACUGGCUCAUCCUUGGAUGGUGAUCGAGUGAUAUAUCAGAAAGCGAACGAGCACGAGAUCGCCUACCGCAAGAAGUAUGGGCUGGAAGAGUACGACGAUAAUGCCUACGACGAUAGAGACCCUGACACGGAGAGCGAUAGCACGGUGAACUCCAGAAGGGCUCGCAAUCGAAGACACCAUAGUAAGCCCACGCGAUCCUCGAAAUCAACAAAGAAAUCCAGACACCAGUCGCGAUAUGAGACCAGCGAUAGUAGUGACACCGAAAGCGAUUCCUCCUCGCAGGCUCACAACAGUCAUCGCAGAAGAAACCGCAGUGAGCCAGUUACUCGUCAAAAAUCCGCACAACUGGAAAGGUUUGAUAAAGCUCUCAUCAAGAAACUUGAAAGAGAGAUCCAAAUGCUCAAGUUAGGAAGGUCAAUGUCUCCAGGAGGGAAGCCCAGAGCGCAACCGAGGGCUCACCGACGAGGAGGGCAUCGCGAGCGCACUGAUUGA
Molecule: messenger RNA, 1866 nt
Organism: Penicillium manginii
Lineage: Eukaryota; Fungi; Ascomycota; Eurotiomycetes; Eurotiales; Aspergillaceae
Exons: 1
Coding region: 1-1866 (621 amino acids)
Source: RefSeq, a predicted model, not a curated record